UUUUUUUUUUUCUUUUUUUAUUUAUUCGAUUCAUAUAAAUGUCAUCCGAAUAUUUAAUCAAGUUGGGUAAAGAUAUCAUCCCAACAACUAGUACCAAGAUUAUUUUAGGAAAUACUCUCAAAGUGCCUCCUCUCGCUAUUGGUACUUGGCAAUUUGGUGAUACUUCUUAUUGGGGAUGGACUCCAGCUGCUGUGAAAGAAGCAAAAGAAGCAUUUGAUUUAGCUUGUUCUAAUGGUCUUACAUUUUUUGAUACUGCUGAGGUAUAUGGAAAAGGUGAAUCUGAACGAGAAUUAGGUACCUUUCGAAAGGAAUACACCAAAGAACAACAAGAUGAACAAGUCAUUGCUACCAAAUAUUUCCCCUAUGAUAACCGUACUCAAUUUCCAGAUGUUUUAUUAUCUGCUCUGAAAGAUUCCUUGGAUCGUCUUGGCAUGGUGAAAUCAGAUCUUUAUCAAAUUCAUGCUCCUAUUCAUCCUGCUUCUAUAGAAGUUGUCGCCAACGCUUUAGCUGAUGCUGUGGAAGCUGGUCUUGUCAAGGCAGUAGGUGUAUCCAAUUAUGGUUUAGAUGAAAUCAAAACAAUGCAUGCAGCCUUGAAAAAACGUGGGAUCCAAUUGGCCUCUAAUCAAGUCUCUUUCUCUUUGAUUCGUACUAUCCCUGAAAAAUCUGGUUUGAUUCAAUUAUGUCAUGAUCUUGGUAUUUCUAUCCUUGCCUAUUCUCCAAUGGGGAUGGGUUUACUGACUGGUAAAUUUGGAUCCAAAGGACCUUGGCCAGAAGCUCGUAAACGACUUUUCAGCUCAUUCGAUCCUGAACAACUAGAUAAAUUGUUAACCACUUUGGCUUCUCUAGCUACUAAAUACAAUCGACCUCAAUCUGCCAUUGCUUUGAAUUGGACUAUCGCGAAAGGAACCAUCCCAUUGGCAGGUGUACGCACGCCUGAACAUGUUAGUCAAAAUGCUACGGCACUUGGCUUCCUUUUGUCCCAAGAAGAUAUCAAGACUUUGGAUCAAUUUGCUUUUGAAGGCUCUACCAACAAAGAAUGGAACCAUGGAUAAAAAACGAAAUAUAUAGGAUCUUCCUUAGUUUAUCUGUUCAUUCUUAAUUUAGUAUUGAUUUUUUGUUUCCUUAUUUUAUCAUAUGAAUAAAA
Messenger RNA from Halteromyces radiatus, 1144 nucleotides. RefSeq names its product NADP-dependent oxidoreductase domain-containing protein. Gene Ontology annotation, cellular component: cytoplasm. The record is from RefSeq and is a predicted model, not a curated record. NCBI's taxonomy places the organism in Eukaryota, Fungi, Mucoromycota, Mucoromycetes, Mucorales, Cunninghamellaceae. The transcript is spliced from 6 exons. The coding region runs from base 39 to 1052 and encodes 337 amino acids.